This is a messenger RNA of Racocetra persica, 182 nucleotides long. The record is from the annotation of a GenBank genome assembly. Lineage: Eukaryota; Fungi; Glomeromycota; Glomeromycetes; Diversisporales; Gigasporaceae.
UUGCUUCAGCUGAUAUACUUGCUAUUGUUGCUGCUGGUAUUCUUGCUAUUGUUGCUGCUGGUAUUCUUGUAGUUGUUACUGCUAGUAUGCUUGUGGUUGUUGCUGCUAGUAUACUUGCGGUUGUUACUGCUAGUAUGCUUGUGGUUGUUACUGCUAGUAUGCUUGCGGUUGUUGCUGCUGGU